This is a messenger RNA of Pelecanus crispus (Dalmatian pelican), 1641 nucleotides long. It is a transcript of the gene AMER1, whose product is annotated as APC membrane recruitment protein 1. Gene Ontology annotation, biological process: regulation of canonical Wnt signaling pathway. NCBI's taxonomy places the organism in Eukaryota, Metazoa, Chordata, Aves, Pelecaniformes, Pelecanidae. The record is from RefSeq and is a predicted model, not a curated record. Gene Ontology annotation, molecular function: beta-catenin binding; phosphatidylinositol-4,5-bisphosphate binding. Gene Ontology annotation, cellular component: plasma membrane.
UCCGAGGGCGACACGGUGGCGAUGCCGGGGAAGAGGGACGUUCCGGAUACGAAAUCGGAGGCUGACACCGCUGACUGCGCAGAGUUCGACUACGGCAACCUCCUGCUGGCCUUUCAUCCGGACUUCGCGGACAAUGACCCUCCCUGCCUGCACUCUGGGGACCUGCUAAGCCUCAUCUUGGGAGACGUCACAUCCCUGAAGAGCUUCGAUUCCCUGACGGGGUGCGGAGAUGACAUUGCCGAGCCCGACAUCGCUGAGAGCACCAUCUCUGUGGAGCGCAGCAGGGAUGCUGCUAAACGGAGCUCCUGCCUGGUCACCUACCAGGGCGGCGGGGAGGAGAUGGCCAUACCCGAGGAGGCGGAGGAGUACCUCCACCAGAUAUGGAACAGCAACACGGCAGGGGACAGGAGCUACGGAGCCCAGGUGUCGAGCAGCAGUUUGGAGACCCAUGCCUCACAUGAGGCGGAAGCCCACCCCUACAUGGGGGACGCGAUGGAUGGCGUUGACCUCCUGACGCCGCAGAGUGACCAGCAAGAGUCCGCCCCUAAUAGCGACGAGGGUUAUUACGAUUCCACCACGCCGGGGCCAGAGGAUGAAGGCGGAGACGGGCUCGGUGAGAUCAAGAAGGACCGUCUCCCCAGAGACAGUUACAGCGGUGAUGCACUUUAUGAGUUUUACGAGCCUGACGACGCGCUGAUGAGUCCCUCCCACGGGGAGGAAUCCCUGUUUGAGAGCAAAGUCUCACGCCCGGGGAUCUUCAGCUACUUCUUGGACAUCUGCCCCCCUGCUGAGAAGAGCCUGAACCAAAUGAUGGAUCAGAAAAGAGGGGUGAUGGAAACGGAAGAAGAGCGGCUAGCGGCCAUUCAGAAGGAGCUGCUGUACUGGGAGCUGCAGAGGGAUCCGGUCUUGAAACGACUUGAUGUUCCCAGCAAGGAGAAGUGUCCCCGGGAAAAGCAGUGCAUUGAAUGUAAAACUAGAGCAGCCGGCUCGAUGGGCAAGAAUCAGGGUGGCCUUGGUAGUGAGCAGGUGGCCUCGCACGCCCCAAACAGGGCUGUGAAUAGCGGGGUUUCGGUGGCUAGAGCUGAAAAUCCAGAGUGGAGGGAUUUUCCAGGGACUCUGUGUCCUGAAAACUGUUACAACAGCCAAAAAGCCCAAGGAAAUUGCCUUAUUCAGCUCACGAAGAACAACCCGGGGUUCGAUUCAGACCCGGAUUGUGGGUUGUUUGGGGGCUCCAUCCACAGUGGCGUAGCCGCAGCCAAAGCGGGGAUGUUCCCCGGCUACAGACUCCCGGAGCACGAGCGUGGCGGCGGAGCGGAGACCACCACCGGCAAGCCCCAGGUGGGCGGCGAACGCGAGCCCGAGCACGCUGUCAGCUUCUCACAAGCGCUAGUGGAGUUCGCCAGCAGCGGGACCCUCUUCUCCAGCCUCUCCGAAAGUCUGGGAAGCUCCAACUCCGGCUCUUCCUUCACCCAGAACCUCCCUGCCCUCCCUACCAUGGUCACCUUCGACGUCGUCGACGUGGAGCAGGAAGGAGAAGGGGAGUGCGAGCAGCAUCCCGAGAUGAACGCCGGCGAGGACAUCGCCGAGGCCUUUGACGACGGCUACGGACGGAAGGAGUCGUUGGCCGAAUGUGACGAGAGA